Molecule: messenger RNA, 2376 nt
Organism: Vespa velutina
Lineage: Eukaryota; Metazoa; Arthropoda; Insecta; Hymenoptera; Vespidae
Product: facilitated trehalose transporter Tret1-like
Exons: 3
Coding region: 189-1619 (476 amino acids)
Biological process (GO): transmembrane transport; carbohydrate transport
Cellular component (GO): membrane
Molecular function (GO): sugar transmembrane transporter activity
Source: RefSeq, a predicted model, not a curated record
GGGACAAUGUGUUCCCGAUAAGAAAUUCACUGAUAAAAUAUUGUAUAAAAUGUACAAUCUUCGGAAUGCUCUUUAUUCCGUCUGAAAUGUACUAAAGAGAAAGGAGACUAAUAGCUUUUUCCUUUUUUUAAGUGGCAUCAGCAAGUUUCAUCUCCAAUCUCUUCGACUAAAAGGAAGAAAUAACAGAGAUGAACAAAUCGCGAACUAAGAGAUGGUCCCAAUACUUGGCAGCGGUUACAGCCACCUUAUCAUUGGCAUCCACGGGCGCCCACAUUGGCUGGACAUCACCAAUGUUACCAAGAUUGAAAUCUCUGGAAUCUCAUGUACAAAUCACAUCCGACGAUGCUUCCUGGAUAGCUUCCUUCUACUUGUUGGGUUCUAUACCUGGCAAUAUUAUAGCCGCUUUUAUAGUAGAUUGGUUAGGCCGCAAAAAUAGCCUUCUGAUAGCUGCUGUACCUCUGGCCAUCGGAUGGAUUUUGAUCAUUAUUGCUUGGAAUCCCUAUGUCUUAUAUGUAUCUCGUUUCAUCAGUGGAAUUGGUCAAGGUAUAGUAUACGUCGUCUGUCCGAUGUAUAUCGGCGAGAUUGCGGAUAAAGAGAUCAGAGGAUCUCUGGGAUCUUUUAUAAAACUGAUGGUAACUUUUGGUGAGCUUUACGCACAUGCGAUUGGUCCAUUUGUAUCGUACGAGAUAUUAUCUUAUGCCUGUAUUCUCAUAUCAAUCGCAUUUUUCGCAUCCUUCGUUUGGAUGCCCGAAUCACCUUAUCAUUUAUUAAUGAAGAAUAAACAGAGAAAAGCUAUGAACAAUCUGAAACAGCUUAAACCAAAAUCGACGAAGGAGGAGUUGGAAGAGGACAUGGAUCAGAUACAAAAAACAGUGAUACGAGAUCUCAGGGACAAGAUUCACUUUUGGGAACUCUUCAAUACUCGUGGAAAUAGACGAGCCGUCCUAAUAAGUUUCGGCCUUCAACUGAUUCUCCAAUUCAGUGGUAUAGCUGCGAUAGAGUCCUAUACUCAAGAAAUUCUUCACGAAGCAGACACUGGCCUUUCUGCUGGGAUAGCUGUCAUUAUUUUGAGUGUACUGCAGUUAGUCGCUGGAUUAGGUGCAGCUGCACUCGUCGAUAAAAUUGGCAGAAGACCUUUGCUUUUAAUUACCACUUUCCUCGGUGGUGUCUCACUCACGAUCACUGGUGGCUUCUAUUUUUUGAAAUUUUAUUUAAAUCUUGACAUGGCCGGACACGGAUGGAUCCUUCACGUUUCUAUAAUUUUCUACGAGUUGAUAAUCGCAUUGGGAUUGAAUCCAUUACCUUACAUGAUGUUAGGCGAACUAUUUCCAACGAAUGUAAAAGGUACAGCGGUUUCUUUGGUUAACCUUUGGGCUUCUCUUUUGGCCUUCAUCGUAUCGAAGCUUUAUCAAGUGAUAUCCGAUGCCAUUGGAGUUUACAGCGCUUUCGGAUGGUUCGCUAUAAGCAGUUUUAUUGGAGUAAUCUUCAUAUUGUUCCUCGUCCCAGAAACCAAAGGGAAAUCUUUGUUGGAAAUACAGGAGGAACUUAAUUGCAAUAAGAAGAAAAUGGAGGCUAAGAAGAAAAAACAAGAGGAGAUUUAUAUAAGCACCAUAGCUUAAGUCUGAUAGGAGAAGACAGAUAAAGGCGAGGGCCCGGUUUAAGGUUUGACAAACAUUUAUCCUAUUUUUUCUUUACACACAAUUUUUGCACAUAAUUUUUCAAAAAGUAGAUCGUCACUGGCAAUCUGUUUUAAUUGAUAAGGCAAGCGCCGUAAAAAAGUAUUAGCAAAAUCAAACCUGAAAAAAUAAUUCUUCAAUGGGCCAAACUUGAACUCAAAUUUGUGAAUCUCUGAUUUACGAUUUUAAGAAUUGCUUUCCUUCUUUAUUACAGAGAAAAAAAAGAAACGUGCGAAACAUUGAUCGAUACUUUAAUGCGUUAAGUUUUAUCAGUAGUGGAACAUAUUAGAUUUAUUUUUAGUUAUUAAGUAAGGGCCCUUAUAUUCCAUUCGAAAGAGCGACUUGGAUAAACGUUAUGAGAUUGCCAAAGAUAACUGAAAGUUUAUACGAGUACUAUAGUUUCAUUGAGAAAUAAGACUUGCUCGAUAAAAAAAUAGACGUGUAAUAAAAUAAUAGUAUAAACUUGUUACGAAGAGUAUUUAGGCAAUCUCAAUCGUGAAUAAUGUGAAUCCAAUGUAAUCACGACUUUCUAAAAGAUUUGUCGAUCAGAGAAGAUGACUGAUCGACGAUUGAUUUCUGAGAAAGUGAGUGAAUACUUCAAAUGCGUUAGCUGGGCCCCCUCAAUAAUAGAGCAAACGCGCAUGACCAUCUCUUCGUCCCUUUUAGGCAGGGUUUAAUAAUGAAAUGAGUGAGACUGAUA